Merops nubicus (carmine bee-eater) is the source of this 1149-nucleotide messenger RNA. It is a transcript of the gene WDR37, whose product is annotated as WD repeat domain 37. Gene Ontology annotation, molecular function: protein binding. The transcript has 10 exons. The annotation marks the transcript as partial. Gene Ontology annotation, cellular component: preribosome, large subunit precursor. The record is from RefSeq and is a predicted model, not a curated record. NCBI's taxonomy places the organism in Eukaryota, Metazoa, Chordata, Aves, Coraciiformes, Meropidae.
AUGCCAAUAGAAAGUGGAAGCUGUGCAUCUGCUCGGCAAGCGAAGCAGAAGCGCAAGUCGCACAGCCUCUCGAUCCGGAGAACCAACAGCUCCGAGCAGGAGCGGGCGGCCCUGCAGCGAGACAUGCUGGAGGGGCAGGAUUCCAAACUACCAUCUUCUGUCCGGAAUACACUCCUUGAACUUUUUGGACAAAUAGAGCGGGAGUUUGAAAAUCUGUAUAUAGAAAAUUUGGAAUUACGUAGAGAGAUUGAUACCCUGAAUGAGCGUUUAGCAGCUGAAGGGCAGACAAUUGAUGGGGCUGAACUGAGCAAAGGACAGCUGAAAACAAAAGCCAGUCAUAGUACCAGUCAGCUUUCUCAGAAAUUAAAGACAACUUACAAGGCAUCUACUAGCAAGAUUGUAUCCAGUUUUAAAACUACAACAUCAAGGGCAAUCUGUCAACUGGUCAAGGAAUAUAUUGGCCACAGGGAUGGCAUUUGGGAUGUCAGUGUCGCGAAAACUCAACCAGUGGUGCUGGGAACUGCAUCUGCUGAUCACACUGCUUUGCUGUGGAGCAUAGAAACAGGGAAGUGCCUAGUCAAGUACGUAGGGCAUGUUGGAUCAGUAAAUUCCAUAAAGUUUCAUCCAACUGAGCAAGUGGCUCUUACAGCAUCUGGAGACCAGACAGCUCACAUCUGGAGAUACAUAGUACAGUUGCCUACACCUCAGCCAACUGCAGACUGCAAUCAAGUGUCUGGAGAAGAUGAAGUUGAGAUCUCAGAUAAAGAUGAACCCGAUGGAGAUGGAGAUGGUUCUAGUGAUUGUCCCACUGUCAGAGUUCCAUUAACUUCACUCAAAAGCCAUCAAGGAGUUGUCAUAGCAGCUGACUGGCUUGUUGGGGGGAAGCAAGCUGUGACCGCAUCGUGGGAUAGGACGGCAAAUCUGUAUGAUGUGGAGACUUCUGAACUUGUCCACUCUCUCACAGGGCAUGACCAAGAGCUAACACAUUGUUGUACACAUCCCACCCAGCGUCUUGUGGUGACAUCAUCACGCGAUACAACCUUCCGUCUGUGGGAUUUCAGAGAUCCUUCUAUCCAUUCUGUGAAUGUCUUUCAGGGCCACACAGAGUAAGUGACAGUUCCUUCACGGGUUUUCACAAGUUCCAGAAGU